UACGUACUAGGAAAUAUCCUUUACGUCGAGGGUUCCCAGCUCGGAAAGCUCCGGAUUUACGAUGCUUCUAACGGGCCAAUGUUAGCUUGUUAUGUCGACAUUACUGCAUAUUUAGAUUGUUAUCUUACUCAAUGAAAACUCACUUACAUCAAGGUACGCCAUUUUGAUACUUUGAACCGGAGAUUCGUGCCCACACGUUGGCUAAAGUUGUUAGCCACGCUAAAGUUAGCUUUGUGUGCCACCUGACAGUCCAGAUGUGACGGCUGCCACUGUCUCGAUGCUAGCUUAAGUCGGGGGCCAGCCAUCAUGUCUACGACGCUGACAGCCGAGCAGCAGCGAAUGAUUGAGGAGAACAGACGGAAAGCUUUGGAGAGGAGAGCCCAGAGGCUCGGGCAGAACCCGACAUCGGCACCGAAGCAGUUUGUUCCACCCGUCAAGAAAGAAGCACACAUCACCGAUAACCACAAUAAGGACACGCUUUUUGGCAAUGGAGACUUUACGACAACAUGGACUUCGGCCAGAGAUGACCCUCCUCCAGCCAAGCGUCAACACGUCAACCAGCCUUUGACGUGCACUGACAGCAGCACUAGCAGUACAAAGCCAGCUCAGCUCAGUUGUAAGCAGCCCUCUCCCAGCUGUGCAGCACUGGGCUCCUUCUAUAAACAACCAAACAAACCCACCUCAGACUGUACAACAUUAAAGGUCGUGCCUGCUAAGAAGCCUGCUAUAUCCACUUGGGGCAAAUGUGUGCCGCACACUGACGGACGCUUCAGGGUGGAGGUGGGGUAUCAUGCAGAGCUCAUCGCUGCUUUUAAAUCCAUCCCAUCCAAGACAUACGACCCUGCCAACAAGGCGUGGAACUUCAGCAUGGAGGACUACCAACAGCUAAUGACCCAAGUGGCGUCCAUCGCCUCGGUGUCUUUGAGGCCCCUGGAAGGGGCGGAGUCGUUGGACAUGGCGGCGGUGACCAGCCGAGCUCAAGAUGGCUCGGCGCUGACCGCUCUGCUGAAGCUGUGCAACGGCUGGCAGAAACCGGGGGCCGAGGUCCAGGGCCAGUGCGUCCUGGUGUCGCCCUCCAGAUUUGAGAUUGAUAUCGGUUACCAUGUCGACGUUAUUGCAGCAUUCAAGCAAAUGCCGACAAAAACCUACGACAUGAAAACAAGGAAGUGGAGCUUUUCACUGCAGGACUACAAGAGACUCAUGGGGCUCCUCGGUGGGAUAGCAGCCGUGGAGGUGGAGCCUCUUCCUCGGGCGGUGGUCCAGUCUUUCUCUGCCAGCUUUGAGGAGACUCAAGCCAGGAACUCGGACAUCCCUGAGGCCGACCUAUCCUGCGUCGAACCCGCGAUCACAAGCAGCCUCAUGCCCUUCCAGAUGGAAGGAGUCAAUUAUGCGGUGUCUAAACAGGGCCGCCUGCUCCUGGCUGACGACAUGGGUCUGGGGAAAACCGUGCAGGCCAUCUGCAUCGCUGCCUACUACAGGAAGGAGUGGCCCGUGCUCGUGGUGGCUCCGUCCUCUGUGCGCUUUACCUGGGCAGAGUCCUUCCGUCGCUGGCUCCCAUCGUUGAGUCCCGACAGCAUCAACGUGGUGGUGAAGGCCAAAGACAACCUGCGGGCAGGGCUGGUCAACAUCAUCAGCUACGACCUCCUCAGCAGAAUGGACAAACAACUGCCAGGGAAUCCCUUUAACGUCCUGAUCAUGGAUGAGUCUCACUUCCUAAAGAACAUAAAGACGGCUCGUUGUAAAGCUGCUUUGCCGCUAUUAAAGACAGCAAAGAGGGUCAUUCUCCUGUCGGGGACCCCUGCCAUGUCCAGACCCGCUGAGCUCUACACGCAGAUCCUAGCUGUCAGACCCACACUCUUCCCACGAUUCCACGAGUUUGGGCUGCGCUACUGCGGUGCCAAACAGCUGGCCUGGGGUUGGGACUACUCUGGCUCCUCCCAUCUCGGCGAACUAAAGCUGCUGCUGUCCGAGUGUCUGAUGCUGCGGCGCCUGAAGUCCGACGUCCUCUCCCAGCUACCCUCCAAACAACGCAAGGUUGUCACGGUGACGAUCGAUGGAAUCAGCAACCGAACCAAAGCGGCUCUGUCUGCCGCCGCCAUGGAGUUAGCCAGGGGACAUCAAAAUAAAAGGAAUGAAAAAGAAGUCCUCCUCAUUUUUUACAACCACACAGCUGAAGCCAAGUUGCAAGCCAUUACGGAGUACAUCAAAGACAUGCUCGAGUGUGGGAGGGAGAAGUUCCUUGUGUUUGCCCAUCACAAGUUAGUCUUGGAUCACAUCACUAGUGAACUAGUUAAAAAGGACGUCUCGUUCAUUCGCAUCGACGGCUCCACGCCGUCGAGUGAGCGCCAGCAUCUAUGCGACAAGUUUCAGUAUUCGGGCAAGAUGUGCGUGGCCGUCCUGUCCAUCACCGCCGCCAACAUGGGCCUGACGCUCCACGCCGCCGACCUGGUCAUCUUCGCCGAACUGUUCUGGAACCCCGGAGUUCUUAUCCAGGCUGAAGACAGGGUCCAUCGCAUCGGUCAAACCAACAACGUGAACAUUCACUAUUUGGUCGCCAAGGGAACAGUUGAUGAUCACCUGUGGCCGAUGAUCCAGGAAAAAAUGCAAGUUUUGGAGCAGGUCGGCCUGUCCGAGUCAAACCUCUCAGCCAACGCGGUGACAGCUCAGUUCCACUCGAAGGAUCCCAGUCAGAGGAGCAUCGCGGAGAUGUUCGCGAGGUCUUUCAAUGAGGAUGACGACGCGGACACAGGAGGCCAGUCAGAAGAUUCAACUUUUAUGUUAAAGGGGGAAAAAAUGUUAAUUUGACUAGUUUUCAGCACAAACCAUCAUGACAGAUAAAGACUUACAGAUGCAUCUUUUUACUCACUGGGGAAAAUACUAAAUGUGUAUAGUAAGUAAAGACUGGAUGGGAGACUGAAUACUGCAACUUGACAAUUCGUUGUCCACGUUUGCUUCUAUACGGGGAAACAUGAUCAAGAGCCAUAUUUAGGUUGUGUUCCAAUGAUGAUCAGUAUGACAACUCUGGACCUUCUUUCACUUAUUUGGGUGGACCGUGAAGAUUUGAUUCAUGUGUGUCGCCUAAGUAUGAAGGAGAAAACAAUGAGGUCAUUUUAUCAUCGUACGUUUUUGAAUACUAGCGACACUGCACACUUCAAGCAGAAUAAUAAACAUUGUUACUUGAAUACAUCUCUAACGGUGUCAAUGAAAACUGAGUAUGGUUGUCUUGUAGAAUUCUCCAUUAGUUCUCCAUUAGUUGUAUAUUCAGGGAUUUAUUAUUUAAAAUAUUAAUAAUAAUGAAUUAUUAAACAUUUUUGGUAGGUGACAUUCUGGCCACAUUUUCUGUGUUAAUUGGGUCCAAGUAAAAUUCAGUGAAAGGGUGAGGCAACUAUUUUUUUAAUUUUACCUAACAGUAAAUUAAUUAUUACAUUCAAUUGGUAUUAAAAUU
Molecule: messenger RNA, 3445 nt
Organism: Phycodurus eques (leafy seadragon)
Lineage: Eukaryota; Metazoa; Chordata; Actinopteri; Syngnathiformes; Syngnathidae
Gene: smarcal1
Product: SWI/SNF related, matrix associated, actin dependent regulator of chromatin, subfamily a-like 1
Exons: 17
Coding region: 307-2805 (832 amino acids)
Biological process (GO): replication fork processing; DNA repair
Cellular component (GO): nuclear replication fork
Molecular function (GO): ATP-dependent chromatin remodeler activity; ATP binding
Source: RefSeq, a predicted model, not a curated record